Messenger RNA from Eruca vesicaria subsp. sativa (arugula), 707 nucleotides. Lineage: Eukaryota; Viridiplantae; Streptophyta; Magnoliopsida; Brassicales; Brassicaceae. The record is from the annotation of a GenBank genome assembly.
UCGCAUAAAAAGAAGAUGGCCAACCCCAACAACGAGUGGUCUCAAUUCUACAACAACCAAACCUUCUUCCCCACCACAAGCACCACCACGACCACCACUGCCACGUCAGCUGAUUCUCCCGUUAACCCUGAAAGCCGCCGUGUCUCGAAGCCAACACGGCGGAGGUCUAGAGCCUCACGUCGCACGCCCACUACACUUCUCAACACCGACACAACCAACUUCAGAGCCAUGGUCCAACAGUUCACCGGAGGUCCAUCAGCCAUGGCUUUCGGUUCACCGUCAUCUGGUUUUAGCCUCACCUCGUCGGGACCCACUGCCGGAGCUUCUUCCGUCGGCUAUCAUCAGUACGCUAAUUUUCAGAACCAAGUUUCUCAUCACGAAGUAUUGCAAACGCAACGACCGUACAUGGCCUCGUCGUCAAACCACGUGGGUACUCAUCUUAGCUAUCCUAACACGGUGGUUUCCGAUGGUUUUAUGGCGGAUGAUGAAAGUAGAGACGGUAGAAGAGGUGGAGGCUAUGCUCCGUCGUCGGAGAUGAAUAGCGCUAGUACUACAUCGUGGUUGCAAUGAGGAACGGUGGAUCAGUCUAUAUAUUUUAUUUCUGUAACUUGUUUUCUGAGGAAAAUAAACAUAAAAGGAAUAAAUGUUAGGUAAUGACUUUAUUUGUAGCAGAAUGAAAACUUUGACUAUCGUAAUUUUUUUUUUUU